Pseudomyrmex gracilis is the source of this 1688-nucleotide messenger RNA. RefSeq names its product mediator of RNA polymerase II transcription subunit 30 (gene MED30). Gene Ontology annotation, molecular function: transcription coregulator activity. Gene Ontology annotation, biological process: positive regulation of DNA-templated transcription. The record is from RefSeq and is a predicted model, not a curated record. Gene Ontology annotation, cellular component: mediator complex. The transcript is spliced from 5 exons. Lineage: Eukaryota; Metazoa; Arthropoda; Insecta; Hymenoptera; Formicidae. The coding region runs from base 708 to 1595 and encodes 295 amino acids.
AAUUUAUUUGCUAAUUGAUACAUACGGUUGUCUAACAUUCUAAUUUGAAUAAGACGGCAACUCCUCACUUCUCAUCACGUGACACUUUUUAGUUCAAUGUUUUUGAAAGCAGAGUGCGCGCAUCGUGGCGGUAUUGACUUAUCUUGUAAAGGAGAGAAUACGAGCAAUUAUACUUUCUUCUUUACUUUUUGCGUCUGUGUGAUUAGUAUCAAGAAGAAAAAGAAAAAGAUAAUAGAAAAAAAAAAAUAAAUACAAAAGAAAAAGAGAAACAAGUGCAAUGAUAGGACAAACUGGACUAGUACAAGUUGUACUAUACUCAAGUGCUGAACGAUGUAGUACUUUUCUCAUUUGAAAAUAUACGGUUGACACAGCUUGACGAUCGUGCAUCAUAAUACAUAACAAUUGUUAUUUAUAUACUUCUUUCGUGUGACAUUGUGCGUUCCUUGAUCGUAUAAUUAGAUAAUAAAAGAUAGUAGUAUGAUAUAAUAGUAAGAAAAAUAGUAAUAAGAUAUAGUAUGUAGUUUUCAAGGAUACAUGACGGAGUUAACGUAACAAAAUAUACUUUUGAACACACAGCUAUUUUUGUUCGAACCUCUUUAGCUUAAUGUAAAUUAUCAUAAAUGUCUUGUUAAGAAGAGAAAUAUUCUAUGUAAAUUGUGUUAUUUACAUUGUACAACGUAUCGUGAUCUACACGAUAUAACUUAAACAUGUCCGGACAACAACAUUCUUAUUUAUCUGGAUUUCCCAAUGUACAGCAGUCUGCCAUGCGUACACCACAAACGUUUGGCGGACAAAUGGUUCCUAAUUUAAUAUCUCAUUCAACUGCACUUCAGCAGGGACCGCAGCAAGGAAAUAUGGUGAGCUCUCCAGAAUAUAUGAGUGUUGGUAAUGUCGGUCCUAAUGCGAUGGUAAUGCCCAACUCUCAACAAAUCUUAGCACAACAACAACAACAACAGCAUUCUAUCACAAUGCAACAACAGAUGCAGCAGAUGCAACAGCAACAGUUGCAACUGCAGCAGCAGCAACAAGCCGCGAUGGUUCAACAGAAUACUCAAAAUAGCAAUCAAGUCACAACACCACAGACUCCGGUCCCACCUACUCAGCCGCCACGGCAGCAGCAGCAAAAUAAGGAUUUGAACACUGCCAGUCUAUGUAAAUUUGGACAAGAGACAGUGCAAGAAAUCGUCAGUCGUACUUUAGAACUCUUUCAAAUUCUCAAAGCGAUUACACCACCAAACGGAACGGUGCAAGGAACAAAGGCUGCAAAUGAGAAGAAGGAUAAAGUCUACGAUCAGUUAAGAACGAUAAAACUGAUGUUCGCACGAUUGAGAAUGAUAUAUGAAAAAUCCAAUGAGAAUUGCCAACUGCAAGGUAUGGAAUACACGCACAUAGAAAGUUUAAUUCCACUGAAGGAGGAAUGGGACAUGAAAUCUGAUGAGAAAAAAACUUCGGAAGCUUACAGACUUAUUUUCGAAGAGAGGAAAGAACUUGUGGAUCAAGUUACAUCGAGAAAUAGACACAUUAAAGAAAUAAUUGAUCACUUAAGACGUAUUAUAUCGGAAAUAAAUACGAUGUUACAUAUGCGUCGAUCUUAGAUCUCUAUAUUUCCACAAAAGUAUGUUAUUUACAUGUAAUUUCGAAGACACCUCUUUAUUUUUUAACAAUAAAAUAUAAUUCGUUAUUGUGAG